Messenger RNA from Caenorhabditis remanei, 990 nucleotides. RefSeq lists its product as uncharacterized. The transcript has 4 exons. Gene Ontology annotation, molecular function: monoatomic ion transmembrane transporter activity. The record is from RefSeq and is a predicted model, not a curated record. The coding region runs from base 1 to 990 and encodes 329 amino acids. Lineage: Eukaryota; Metazoa; Nematoda; Chromadorea; Rhabditida; Rhabditidae. Gene Ontology annotation, cellular component: mitochondrial inner membrane. Gene Ontology annotation, biological process: serine import into mitochondrion; monoatomic ion transport.
AUGAGCGAUCUUGUAAUUAAUCAGAAGAUUCUACCGGACAUUUCGAAAUCAAAAUGGGACCAGAACACUUAUUCAGGUCGAGUCAAACAUUACUUUGCAUCCGCCAACCCGAUGACACUAUUCACCUCGUCGGCGACUCAAGAAAAUUCUCGAAAAAUAGUUUUGGACUACAAAAAAGGAAUAAUCGAUCCGAAUCUGACUAUGGAUCAAUUGUGGAGAGCAAAGAUACUGUAUGAUUCGAUAUAUCAUCCGGAUACCGGCGAGAAGAUGUUCUGUUUGGGCAGAAUGAGUGCGCAGAUGCCCGCAAACAUGGUGAUCACCGGACUGCUCCUCAGUUGCUACCGUUCCUGCCCAGGCAUCAUAUUCUCCCAUUGGGUCAAUCAAUCAUUUAACGCAAUCGUCAAUUAUACGAAUCGAAGUGGAAAUGACCGUACCACAAACCAACAACUUUUCUACUCGUACUGUUGUGCGACGGGGGCGGCGACCACUGCGGCUCUUGGCUUGAAUAUGAUGGUCAAGAAUAGUCAUGGUCUGGCGGCACGGUUGGUGCCAUUUGUCGCAGUCGCUGUGGCAAAUGCUAUCAAUAUUCCAAUGGUUCGAGCGCACGAGCUCAUCGACGGCAUCGAGUUAUGCGAUGAAAACGACCAACUAAUUGCGAAAUCCAAAAAACUCGCCACCCUCUCCAUCGCUCAAGUCACCCUAAGCCGUAUCGCCAUGGCUAUGCCAGAUAUGGUGCUAAGCCCGGUCAUCAUGAAUCGCUUCACUCGAACCGCCUACUAUAGGACACGCCCACUCGUUCAGAAAUACUCGGAAAUGCCGAUUCAAACUUUCUUGGCUGGAAUUGGUCUCUACUUCACUACGCCCCUUGGAUGUGCGCUGUUCCCUCAAAAAAGUUCGAUUGAGGUAUUGAAACUGGAGCCGUCAGUGCAGAAGCAGUUGCUGAAGUGGAGAGAUCCGCCGAAAGUUUUGUAUUAUAAUAAAGGACUUUGA